Molecule: messenger RNA, 1311 nt
Organism: Hipposideros armiger (great roundleaf bat)
Lineage: Eukaryota; Metazoa; Chordata; Mammalia; Chiroptera; Hipposideridae
Gene: POLR3GL
Product: RNA polymerase III subunit GL
Exons: 8
Coding region: 240-896 (218 amino acids)
Biological process (GO): transcription by RNA polymerase III
Cellular component (GO): RNA polymerase III complex
Source: RefSeq, a predicted model, not a curated record
UCCGGCGACUCGCUUCCUCCCUCCUUCUCCUCGGCUUCAAGUGGGCGGACCUCUCUCCUCGGCUUCUCCUAGAUUGGCCGGGAGAAUUCACCAAUGGGGAGCUCCGGGAGGCGGACCUAGAACGCCACCAGUUUGAGGAAGACAAGGAAAUUUCAAGUUGGCUGCGGCUUUGGUUCCGCGUGGGGGAGGGGCAGCAGGGUCUUCUCAGUGGAUCUCUGAAUAUCCAGGCCCCCUCCACCAUGGCCAGCCGGGGUGGGGGCCGGGGUCGGGGUCGGGGUCAGUUGACCUUCAACGUGGAGGCUGUGGGCAUUGGGAAGGGGGAUGCUCUGCCCCCACCCACCCUGCAGCCUUCUCCACUUUUCCCGCCCUUGGAGUUCCGCCCAGUGCCUCUGCCUUCAGGAGAGGAAGGGGAAUAUGUCCUGGCGCUGAAGCAAGAGCUACGAGGGGCCAUGAGGCAGCUGCCCUACUUCAUCAGGCCAGCUGUCCCCAAGAGAGAUGUGGAGCGUUACUCAGACAAAUAUCAGAUGUCAGGGCCGAUCGACAAUGCCAUCGAUUGGAACCCUGAUUGGCGUCGUCUACCCCGGGAGCUAAAGAUCCGAGUGCGCAAGCUACAGAAAGAGCGGACCACCAUUCUGCUCCCCAAGAGGCCCCCUAAGACCACAGAAGAUAAGGAGGAAACAAUACAGAAACUAGAGACCCUGGAGAAGAAGGAGGAAGAAGUAACUUCAGAGGAAGAUGAGGAGAAAGAAGAAGAAGAAGAGAAGGAAGAGGAGGAAGAAGAAGAGUAUGAUGAAGAAGAACAUGAAGAGGAAACAGAUUAUAUCAUGUCAUAUUUCGACAAUGGAGAGGACUUUGGGGGUGACAGUGAUGACAAUAUGGAUGAGGCCAUAUACUGAAGAAGGACCCUAAACAACACGCUGGACCUUCGUAUCUUUCUCGAUUUAGGAUACAGAGAGUAACCGUCUCUCUUACUUGGUUUUGUGGACAAGCAAAUUCUUUGCUCAGAGUCCAGACAACCUGUUCGAUCCGUGGACAUAGAAAUGGAGAAGGACGACAGACAGCUCUCUUUUCUACCCUUCGCCUCCCUCUACCCUUGUAUCCCCUCUACUGUCUUGGGGAAAGGACACAGAGGACCAAUGUCUUAAAGGUGUGAAAUGGAAAAUGAGGGUCGAAAUGAGAACUGGGGUUGUUAGAGCCGAGACAGCCCCUACCCAUUUUUUGUAUAGUUUUUUGUGAAGAUCAUUGGGGGUGGGAGCAGUUAGGAGAAAUAAGGCCAGUUUUAUAUUUUUAAAUAAAAUAUUGUUAUCUGCC